UCCGCUACGUAUUAUUCGCUACUCCCACUAUCGUUAUUUAAAACCUGGGUCCACCAGUUUGAUAAUCAAGUAUUGUUAAUAAGGGUAUUACUACAUGCCCACAUUUGGGUUAAUCAUCUCUUGAAACCUAUUUUCAUAAAUUUUGCUAUUUCCAAGUACAAGGUAGCCGGGAAAGGAAGGGAAUAGCACAACAAUACAAGUGAUCAGUCAUGUGACCGUUACCCUGUACGGUAAUUAACCGCUAAUAACUGCCACUUCAAAUUCAAAUCAACAACGAAUCAAACCUUAUAAAUAACACAACCCAAAAUCAAAAAAUGUUCCACCAAUCUUCAUAUUCUACAACGCAAUGGAACAAACCAGAGGAGAAGAAAUCGGAAUCAAAAUCUACAACGCCACCCCUCCAAACGAAGAAAUCCCCACCACCACCGCGGCCUCUGCGGCCGCAGACGGCGGCCGUAAACGCCGCGCCGUCAUGGCGAAGGGCGUCCAAAAGACCCUCUCCAAGACCUCACUCCUCGCCAACUUCCUCCCCACCGGCACCCUCCUCACCUUCGAGACCCUCGUCCCCACCGUCUACCGUGGCGGCGGCACCUGCACCCACGUCACCACCCUCAUGAUCGCCGCCCUGCUCUCCCUGUGCGCGCUCUCCUGCUUCUUCUUCCACUUCACGGACAGCUUCCGCGGGCCAGAUGGGCGGGUCUACUACGGGUUCGUCACACCCAACGGGCUGGCCGUGUUCAAGCCCGGUAUCGAAGUGCAAGUUCCUAAAGAGGAAAGGUACAGGCUUGGGCUUUCGGAUUUCGUCCAUGCCUGUAUGUCGGCCCUGGUGUUCCUGGCCAUAGCGUUUUCGGACCGCCGGGUCACGGGCUGUUUGUUCCCGGGUCAUGAGAAGGAGAUGGAUGAGGUUAUGGAAGGGUUUCCUUUGAUGGUAGGGAUUGUUUGUAGUGGUUUGUUUCUUGUGUUUCCUAAUACUAGGUAUGGUAUUGGGUGCAUGGCUACGUGAUACUCCACGGUUCCAAAUAAAUAUCCAGUCUGCAAAUCUAGCCUCUAAAAAGAUGUGUAUUUUUUGUUAAAAAUUCACACUUUUUUCACAACUUAAUGAAACUCAUUGAUAUCCAUUGAUUUGUGGAAAAAAUUUAAAUUUUUAACGAAAAAAUAUAUCUUUUUAGAUGCCUAGGUGUGCGGUUCGGACAUUUAUUUAGGGAUGGAGGGAAUAAUUGUGUUGGUUUAUUUUCGUCGUAACUACAAUGUUAUAAUAGUUCAACUUUAAUGCGGUGUGAGUCAUAUUCAAAAUGAAUCUGGCCUGCAUACGAGUUUUUUUUUUA
Rhododendron vialii is the source of this 1325-nucleotide messenger RNA. Its product is annotated as protein DMP9-like. The transcript has a single exon. Bases 347 to 1003 code for a protein of 218 amino acids. NCBI's taxonomy places the organism in Eukaryota, Viridiplantae, Streptophyta, Magnoliopsida, Ericales, Ericaceae. Gene Ontology annotation, biological process: endomembrane system organization. The record is from RefSeq and is a predicted model, not a curated record.